Molecule: messenger RNA, 7149 nt
Organism: Acanthochromis polyacanthus (spiny chromis)
Lineage: Eukaryota; Metazoa; Chordata; Actinopteri; Pomacentridae
Gene: bcan
Product: brevican
Exons: 15
Coding region: 336-4199 (1287 amino acids)
Biological process (GO): cell adhesion
Molecular function (GO): hyaluronic acid binding
Source: RefSeq, a predicted model, not a curated record
UAAUCAUUUGUUCAGCUCUCAGCAGGGAUUAUGAUUUUCCAGGAAGGAGGAGAUGGAGGAGGAGGGGUGGGGGGUUUCUCGGUCUUUUAACACCGCUUCCAUCCCAGUUUCUCCUCUCUUCACCUCCUCUCAUCUCGGCGGUCGGGAAGGACACAAGCCAAAGCCUCUGUCCCUCUCCAGCUGAACGAGAAGCGGUCUGUCGCUUCAGCUCUGAGACGCUGCUGGAGGAAAUUUUUGGUCGGAAAGCAGACAAUAAGAGCUGCACCUGUCCGGAGGCUGCUUCUGGAAGACAGCGAGGCGCAACUUCUGCAAAACGACACCGAGAGUUGUUGAAAAUGAAACUGGAUGCGCCUCUACCAGUGCUGCUGUGUGCCAUCUGUCUCCUCGUCCUGCCGUCGCCCUCUACUUCCCAACACGACUCAGCUUGCCUUUCCCCAGAUGAUUCGAAGCUUCUCCAGGUAACCAUCCCCACCACCCCGGUUGUGUCUGUCGUGCUGGGCGGCGCUCUGACUUUACCCUGCCUGGUGUCUUUGACCCACCCGCCCCCGUCCCCGUCCACUAAUGGCCGCCACGCCGUGCUGUCCGUCCCCCGGGUCAAAUGGAGCAUUCUGACUCACGGCAAAGAGACGGAGAUCCUGGUGGCCCGAGGUGACAGGGUGAGGGUCAGCGAGGCCUACAAGGACCGAGCCUCGCUGCUCAAUUACGCCUACUCACCUGCCGACCUCACCCUGCAUCUGGAGAGCCUGAGGCACAACGACACCGGCUUCUACCGCUGUGAGGUGCAGCAGGGCCUGGAGGAUGCUGACGAUGUGGUUCAGGUGAAGAUCAAAGGAGUGGUGUUCCAUUAUCGUGAUGCAUCCAGCCGGUACGCCUUCACUUUUGAGCAGGCCAGAGAGGCCUGUGAGGACAUCGGGGCUGAAAUUGCCUCCCCAGAGCAGCUCCUCGCAGCCUACAACAGUGGAUACGAGCAGUGUGACGCCGGCUGGCUCUCUGAUCACUCAGUCAGAUAUCCCAUUCAAAUGCCAAGAGAGGGCUGCUUUGGAGACAUGGAUGGAAUGCCAGGGGUGAGGAAUUAUGGACUGUUGGAGCCUGAUGAGCUGUAUGACGUCUACUGCUACAUAGAGAACAUUCAGGGUGAGGUGUUCCAUGGCUCUGCCCCCCAGCGUUUCACCUUCUGGGAGGCCAAGGCCUACUGUCUGAGUCACGGAGCUGAGCUGGCCACCACAGCUCAGCUGUACGCAGCCUGGAAUGAUGGACUGAACCACUGCAGCCCGGGGUGGCUGGCAGACGGGAGCGUGCGAUAUCCAAUCGUCACCCCUAGAGAGCGCUGUGGAGGCGGUGAACCUGGAGUCAGAACCGUUUACAGAUACAGCAACCAGACGGGCUUCCCUGAGACUAAUUGUCGACACGACGCCUACUGCUUCAGAAGUGAUAAUGGCCUUUACACAGAAUCUCCGCAGGAUUUUCUUGCCACUGAGCCAGAGGACAUUGGCCAAGACAUUGUUUUCUUUACUAAUCCUGCUCAGGAGGAGGUCAGCCAGAGUGAGGUAACACCCACAAUAGUUGAAGAGGUGCAACGUGCCCUGAUGACAAAUCCAGCAAAACAGGACCCUGUUGAGACUCACUCUACAACAUUAGAUUAUGACAAGGAGCCUCUCCUCACAGUAGACCGUCCUCAGUCUGUAACUCCUCUGUCUGAGCAUCAAGAGCAUCUGCCCACCAAAGACACCUGGACACCCAUAGAGAAAGCCAGCUACCCUGAAUCCUAUCAGCCAGCACCUGAAGAAAACCCAGACACAGAUGAUGAAGAGUCUCAUGUGCAUCCACCAACUUCCCCAACAGAUGAUAAUGAAGUAACUGUUGCCGAAGACUCCAAUAUACCCUCAACUGAUCCAUCAACUAUAGUGAAUAAAAACACCUUAGAGCCUCACAUUUCUGACACUGAAAGCCCAGAUACUCUAGAUGUCAAUGCAACAUCUGGAGCUGAUGUGUACGAGCAGCUCAACAGCUCCUCAGAGGUGCAUCAGGAGAGUGAUCUCCCUGUUUUACAAGAGGACCACACUCCAGAUGCCCACUUGGAACACGCCUCUGGAACAGAGCUGGCCUACUCGAGCACUUCUUCUGAUGUUUUAGAACAGCCAGAAGAAGCCAGCACUGGUACUGCUGAGGAGACGACUUCACUCCACGCCGAGGAAACAGAUGUUCACUCCAGCACUCUGUUACCAUCUCUUGAUAAAAGUACAUCUGAGAACCAUCAAACUGAAGAGGACACUGAAGGGGAGAGUGGAAAUCUUCCACCAGAUGAAGAAAUACAGAACUCUGUGACGCAUAGUUUGGUUGGUAUGGACACUGCUGUCACCUCUGAAGUGGCACCUACAUCUAAUUCAAGUUAUGAUACCACUGAAGAGCACUCAGUUGUAACAAUAGAGUCGUUCAUCCCGGUUGACCAGGGUGAUGAGGAUUUCAAUAGCACUUCAGAGGAGGCAGCACCAGAUGAUCCAACAAAGCAAAGUGGACACAUCCAACCAACAGAAAUCCCAACAACAGAGGUCAUCUCAGUCACGGAAGGCUCAGGCUCCAGUGUAGAUGCCCCUGUCCUUCACAGCGAUCCAGUCACUUUGUUGCCAUCCCCAGCCUCCGUAACACUGUCUCCUCCUUCUGUGGAGGUUGAGGCCAGCUCCCCAGAGAUCAUCACUUUCAUACCUGAAAGUAAUGUUUCAUCCGGGUCUGAACCUCCGGAGGACAUUCAGGAUAAACUUGAACAAGAGGGAUUAGGAGAAAGCCCAAUAGUCUUCCUCAGCACAACCCAAAAUAUCACAGACAGCAAUCCAGAGGAGAGGGAGGAAGACACCGGCGAGGAAUCAGGUGAAUCGUCAGGAGAAAACCCACACAUGAAACCAGAACUCCUGCUGACGAACCCAACUCUUUCAACGGACCACACUUCUGAGGGAACAGAUGACGAGGUGGGCACCGACGCACCUCCUCCAUCAGAGAUAAAAAUCACACUCAUCCCUCAUCUGACCCUCACACCUGGUUGGGAACAUGAGCCUUCGUCCGCCACACCUCAGGAGUCUCGGUCUGACCGGGAGUACAGCGCUGAGCCUCCUGUCGCUGAGGAAUCUGAUGACGUCUCUCAGGAGCAAGAUGUCAUGUUGGAGAGCACAACCAGCAGCAUUAAUGAACAUGUUGAGGGGGAGACCGGCACAGAUGAGCCUGUAGUUAAAAUAUGCACCUGGCGUCCAGAAGAGGAGGACAUCUCCAGUCUGACCACCGACAGCAGUGAUGUGACCAUCGUUGCUCCCACCAUUCACCCCGAGAAUAACAGGGAAGAGGUGGAGGAGCAGACUGCAUCUCUGCCUGCCGUCAAAGUUUCCGCUGUGAGACAUGGAGCCCUUUCAGACUCCUGCCUGGAGAACCCUUGUUUGAAUGGAGGCACAUGCGUUGACGGUGAAUCAAUAAGAUGCUUUUGUUUGCCCGGUUAUGGAGGAGACUUGUGCCAGACAGACUUGGAGGUUUGUGAGCCGGGCUGGGAGAAGUUUCAGGGCUUUUGUUAUCGUCACUUUAGCAAACGGCAGAGCUGGGAGGCGGCUGAGCAGCACUGUCGGAUGUGUGGCGGACAUCUGCUGUCGGUCAUGACUCCUGAGGAGCAGGACUACAUCAACGACAAAUACAGAGAAUAUCAAUGGAUUGGACUCAAUGACAGAACCAUUGAAGGAGACUUCCGCUGGUCAGAUGGCAGCCCUCUGCUCUAUGAGAACUGGUACAGAGGUCAGCCUGACAGCUACUUCCUGUCUGGCGAGGACUGCGCGGUGAUGGUGUGGCACGAUGGCGGCCACUGGAGCGAUGUGCCGUGCAACUACCAUCUAUCAUACACCUGCAAGAAGGGCGUCUCCUCCUGUGGCGAGCCCCCCCAGGUUCCCUUUGCUAAGGUGUUUGGGAAGAAGCGGUCGCGCUACGAGACCAACACCAAGGUGCGGUACUACUGUGAAGAGGGGUUCAUGCAGAAACUGAACCCUGUAAUCAAAUGCCUGCCUGGUGGUCAAUGGGAGGAGCCUCUGAUUACCUGCAUGGCAACCCAUCCAGUAGAAGAGGACACAGUUACCUCACAUCCUGACCAGCAUGAAGACGUCAUGGAGCUCCAGGGUGCAGCCACAGAGAAAGCAACUCCACUGUUCUGGGACAUUAAGUGGAAUGAUUAAAGCCAUCAUGCCUUUCUUCUUCUUUUUUUUUAAUGGCAUUCCUCCUCCUGUUUUUCUGCUUUUCUCUUGUCUCAAAAGACUGCUCAGCCCACUUUCUGCAUCAUGUUUAGCUGCAUCAAUCCCACUGAAAUCUUGUCAAGGCCACAAAUCAUGGAAAGUCAUGGAAAUUGCUAUUACCCAAAUAUGUGUUUUCCAGUACUGCAGAGCGACGCAAGCUUGAGAUGUGGUCAAAAAACCCCUCUCUUAUCUCAUUUGAUCUUAAAAAAAAUUACAACAUUGGUGAGUAGUUUAUGAAACUUAUCUCUUGCAAUAGCGAGACAAGCAAACUUUGCGACGCAUCUCUUUCAAAAAUAAGCAGAGAAGUGAAUGUUAUUCAUAACUUGACGGUUUAUACUCAUUUUGAAUGGUUCCACAUGUUUAGCCAAUGGAAUUCUUCUGGCUUACACCUAAAAACAAACAAACAGUAAAAACAUGCACAUUGUGUCUCUGAAAACGUGGCAGUCAUUGAUUCAUUUAGCCAUUUGAAAAACACUUACUGCACUGAACCUGCUUGGUCUAGAUUUCCCUGGAUAGCACUAAACAGCAACACUUUGGAUCACCAUUCUGUGUUUGGAUUGUUGGAAGAUGCAUUCUUAUUUUUCAGUUUCACACAGAAGGACAAUGUGUAAUUAUGCAGUAUAGUAUCAUUUAUAUAAAACAGUGAUUUACAAGACACUGAAUUUAAUCAGGGUAAUAUCUGAGACAGUUCUGAUCUUGCCUAAAGUACAAGUUAAUCCUGCAAAUGUAAGUUUUAUAAGGCUUACCUCCUUGAAACACAUUAAAUAGAGGAUAUUAUGUAAACCAAGUAGAUGAUAUCAAGAACUGCUGCAUGCAGGAUUUCUUUUUAAUAUAAAUAAAAUGUUCUUAUUUACAGCAAAGGAAAAUUACAUAUUUACUUAAGUAUGAAGGUUGCUUUUGCAAUCAGCCCUUCUGUAGAUGAACAUAGUUGUGCUGGACGUAAAGUUAGUAGACAUUUAAUUCAGCCUGUGUCAGCGCCUGACACUGUAUUUUAACAUUUUUAACAAACUGCUGUUCAUGAUAGUCUUCAAAGUCCAUGUCUCCAAGUGUGAACUGCUUGUUGACAUUACCUGGUCUGACAUUUGCUAAACCUGUUGGGCUUAGAGUCAGACAGUUCCUCAUUUGUACUGUAGCGUUGAAAGCUGCCUCAAAUAUGUGGCACGUUUAUUGGAUAUUUCAGAACAAUGAAAGUUAAAUAAAUACGGCUUCACUGUUGUGAUUUAGUGCAAUGGUUCAUCACAGCCAAACAUCACAUGUAGUCACCUCUAGCUGGAAGCACAAUCAAGAUUGUUAACCCCAGGUACAGCCACUUUUGCAGCUGUAUUGACUUCACUGACCAAAAUAUGUUUUUCAUUUAAUGGCACAAUGUUGAUAACCAAAUAACCUAAAAAGUCUUUUUUCUUUAAAGAAAUUAUCUAAAAAUACUACUUGCAUCUCGAUUGUGUUUUUUUUCUUUAACUCAUUUAGACUUUGGACUGCCAGGCAACAAAUGAAUUGUUUUUUUGUUCUUCCACUAUGGUCUGACAAAAAAAUGCUAUACAGUUGAAUCUUAUUAUUUCUAAAAAUCGUUGUCAGCUGUAUGAAUGAUAGGAGUACUUGUUUGUUACAAUCAAGUAUUCCCAUGAUGUUUUAAUUAUGCAGUUUUACAAAAUAUGACAGCGAUAUUCUGCAAGAAGAGGCCCAUAAAUUGGAGGAAUGAUGUACCAUAGCAAUCAUUUGGUAAUGCACAUUGCGGACACAUUUGAAAUUAAUUUAAAUAUGAUGAUUAGUCUAGCUUUGUCUUUUUGGUUACUCAGUUGGUUGGACACUUCCAGUCAUUUUCCACAUAGUUGUCUCCUGUAGUGAUACUACUGUAUCUUUUUUUUUUCACAAAAUGGGCUCGUCUUUUUUUUUUUUGCUUGACUUUAAAGUUGAGAUAACAGGAGGAGGCAGAGGUAGGGACAUGCUAGUCUUUCUUAAGAACUGUACAGAUACAGUUUAUAGCUGAGAUCCACUCACAGAGUGAGUCACCGUCGUCUGACUGAUCAGAUACCAUUCUGAUUACAACUUGUUUUGUGUUGCUAACAUGGGUUUUUCCUGAUCCAAAUACAUGUUAAUACUGUGAGCGUGUGGAGACAGAGUGACUGCACAUCCAUUUUAUUUCCCACCUGUGUGCUGGAGAGCUGCUGUCAGUGAUCACACCUGAAGUGACUCUCAGCGAUUACACUGAACUCCAGCCAUGUGGAUGUGGUUCCCUUUGAUUGCACUUCCACUGUGUUUUACUGUGAUAGCAGAGAGUAUUCUCAGAUACAUCUUUAAGCACAAUGUUAAUGUCAGCAGAUAUAAUAAAUUAAUGUCUCAACGGUUGCUUCUUGGAGAGGAAAGAGUUUUUUAUUUUUUCAUUUUGCUGAAGGAAUAAAAAUGGGAUUCCACUCAGACAAAGUCGAACCAUUCGACUAUCUCUGAGCUCGUAUGACAUUUUCUCAAGUGUGCAGAUCACUGACUCUGCUCGUCCUCUGGUGCUUUUUAUUCAGGUGUCUCUUGGACUUUGUACUAUGACGUGCUAAUAUGAACUGCACUGUAUCCAGCCAGAACUGUAUUAACAUGCAGCGUUCUAAUCAGACUUUGACUUUAAAAGCUAUUUAGACAAUUGUGUUCUUUGAGGAAGGAAAAAAUGAUAUUUUAAUGUCACUAAUGCCACCACUGCAACCAAGUACAGUCAUGAUCACAACAACAAUGCAGAUGAUGUUAACUGUUGAUCUCAUGAAUCUAUAGGAAAUAAAUGUAGAAAUGAUGCAGUAAAAAUAGAUCCAAUAAAAAUUAUUUGGUUUUUACAUUAGUCUGAAUUUCUGUUACAUUUUGUCUUCUCAUUUAACUGUAUAAAAACAUUAAAAGUAGUGUUUGUAAGAAUUCA